Molecule: messenger RNA, 3090 nt
Organism: Sus scrofa (pig)
Lineage: Eukaryota; Metazoa; Chordata; Mammalia; Artiodactyla; Suidae
Gene: MAPKAPK2
Product: MAPK activated protein kinase 2
Biological process (GO): protein phosphorylation
Molecular function (GO): protein kinase activity; ATP binding
Source: RefSeq, a predicted model, not a curated record
UCGCGCGGCGGCUUCCCCCCCGGCCGGGCCCCCGCCAUCCCGCGUUCUUCCGAGCUCCUGGCCCCCGGGGGGAGGGUGGGAGGGAGGGAACUGGGCCGGUGGGCGCCUGCGGCGCACGGCGGGACCCACGGAGCCCCGCGACCCGCCGAGCCUGGAGCCGGGUCGGGGCGGGGAAGCCGGCUCCAGCCCCGAGCAAACUUCGCAGCCGGGCGGGGGGUGGCGGGGACCCUGUCCGGAGCCGGAGGAGGGGCCGGCCGCGAGCCCUCCUGCCGCUGCUCCCGCGUCUCCGGGCACCAUGCUGUCCAACUCCGGUGCUGUUCCCCAGCCCGCCGCUGCCGCCGCGGCCGCCCCAUGCUGUCCAACUCCGGUGCUGUUCCCCAACCCGCCGCCGCCGCCGCAGCCCCCCCCGGCCCAACCUCACCCGCCGGCCCAGCCGCCGCCGCAGCCCCCGCAGCAGUUCCCCCAGUUCCACGUCAAGUCAAGCCUGCAGAUCAAGAAGAACGCCAUCAUCGACGACUACAAGGUCACCACCCAGGUCCUGGGACUGGGCAUCAACGGGAAAGUUUUGCAGAUCUUCAACAAGAGGACCCAGGAGAAAUUCGCCCUAAAAAUGCUUCAGGACUGUCCCAAGGCCCGCCGCGAGGUGGAGCUGCACUGGCGGGCCUCCCAGUGCCCACACAUCGUGCGGAUCGUGGACGUCUAUGAGAACCUGUACGCGGGGAGGAAGUGCCUACUGAUCGUCAUGGAGUGUUUGGAUGGUGGAGAACUCUUUAGCCGAAUCCAGGACCGAGGAGACCAAGCGUUCACAGAAAGAGAGGCAUCAGAAAUCAUGAAGAGCAUUGGUGAGGCCAUCCAGUAUUUGCACUCAAUCAACAUUGCUCAUCGAGACGUCAAGCCUGAGAAUCUCUUGUACACCUCCAAAAGGCCCAACGCCAUUCUCAAACUCACCGAUUUUGGCUUUGCCAAGGAAACCACCAGCCACAUCCUGACCACUCCCUGUUACACGCCGUACUAUGUGGCUCCAGAAGUGCUGGGCCCCGAGAAGUAUGACAAGUCCUGUGACAUGUGGUCCUUGGGUGUCAUCAUGUACAUCCUGCUGUGUGGGUACCCCCCCUUCUAUUCCAACCAUGGCCUCGCCAUCUCUCCCGGCAUGAAGAGUCGCAUCCGAAUGGGCCAGUAUGAAUUUCCCAACCCGGAAUGGUCAGAAGUAUCAGAAGAAGUGAAGAUGCUCAUCCGGAACCUGCUGAAGACAGAGCCCACCCAGAGGAUGACCAUCACCGAGUUCAUGAACCACCCCUGGAUCAUGCAAUCUACGAAGGUCCCUCAAACCCCACUGCACACCAGCCGGGUCCUGAAGGAGGACAAGGAGCGGUGGGAGGAUGUCAAGGAGGAGAUGACCAGUGCCUUGGCCACCAUGCGGGUCGACUACGAGCAGAUCAAAAUCAAAAAGAUUGAAGACGCGUCCAACCCUCUGCUUCUGAAGAGGCGGAAGAAAGCUCGGGCCCUGGAGGCCGCGGCCCUCGCCCACUGAGCCGCUGAGCCCGUCCUGCCACACUGGAGGACAAGCAAUAACUCUUGACCUGGAUAUAUUUUUUAAAUGAAGAGACACAGAAUUGUCCAUUUCCGCCUCCCCUCCUCCUUGGCUGCAUGGAGCCCGGACCUCAUCGGGGCUGGAUUCUGCCUUUGGAUCUGGCCGCCUCCUGGAGAAGGAGAGGCUGGGAGGCUGGGAGGGCUUGGUGAGAAGGAGCAAGAUGCUCUUGAACCUGUGCUCAUUUUGCAAUUUUAUCAGUAAUUUGACUUAGAAUUUUUAUGAAACUUCUUCUAUUGUUCUUGCCCUCACUCCUGCUCCUCUCCCCCAAGCCCCUGCCUCUCUGAAUCCUGCAAGGGUUUGGGGUUUGCUCAAGGGGAUUUGUGGAAACUGUUAGAGGGGGUGUCCCUGUGUCGUUCCACCUACCCUCUGAUUUCCCCACUACAGCCCGAGGACCCCGCUGGCUGAGCCAUUCCCAGAGCUGUGGGCCAUGGGGGGCCGGGGCCAAGAGGGCCCCCUGCCUCCUCUGCUGAGCCCACCAACAUCCCCCCUGUGUGCCAGACGGAUAGGAGUGAGUGUGGUCGUGUGUGUGCGUGUGCGUGUGCCCGUGCACGUGUGCCUGGAUCAGUACCUGGGCCUGGGCAUUUGAGGGGUCAGGGCAGGCAGGGCUGCUGAGGGGGGGUCUCUGCCGUGGCUCAGGAACCUUCUCCCCCCUCGGCCUGCCCUGCCCGUGCUGGGCCUGCCAAAGUGCCUGGGAAGCCUGUCCAGGUUCUGAGCCAGGCCGUCCGUGCCUGCCUCUGUGAGCUGGUUCUGGGAGGUGGAGAGGAGUGACUUAGCCUUGGACUAUGGACUGGAGCCCCGCCCCAGGACCCCCACUCCCCACGCAGGGCUGGUCCUGACCCUCCGAGGCACUCAUCUACCAAGUUCCCUCUCUACUUCCCCUUCCUGCCAUUAUUAACCCGUUGUUCUUGUUUAUUUUCUUACGGUUUGAGCUACUUCUCAACAGGCUCCCUCAGGGGGGUGAGCCUGAGUGGUUUAUGAGUGACAUGGCUGCUGCAUUUCAUGUGCCUCCUGGGGGCACUGGCCAGCGACCCCUUGUGGGCAAAGGCAGCACCACUUCUGUGACCCUCCUGCAAAUUUCCAUCGUGUGGCCUAGCGGGUGGUGGUGGUGGUGGAGGGUCUUUGCACCAAAGAUGUCCUGACUCUGCUCCUUCCCCGUCAGCCACUUCACCCCCACCCCAAACAACUCAGCAGCAUGUGUCCCGGCCAGUGAGGGGGGUGGGGUGAGGUGGGGAGGGGAAGGCCCUCCCCCAGUGUUAGCUUGGAGCAAGGCCGGGAAAGGGCCUCGGCCAAGGUCCCUUGGGGCAGGGCUGGCAGUCAUACUUCAGCUUUCAUCUCCCUCAGGGGCAGAGUUGAGGGGGGGUCUUCUCCGGGCCUGGGAGGAGGGCUCCAGGGCCUGCAACACCUCCCCGUCUCUGAUGGUGUGUCCAGCACUCAGAUUGUUGUAAACUCUUGUUGUUUUGUAUGAGCAAAAUUGUCUUUACUAAACAGAUUUAAUAGUU